CUUUUCUCUUUCUUUCUUUCUCCUUUUCUUUAACAACAUUAUGUCUCUUUGGGAAUCUCAACCGAGAACAGAUCUUCCUUUCUUGCCUCACUUUUCUCAAUUGUCUGAUAGAGUGUGGCGUGUAAUGGGAUUAAAUCCAGGGAGAUUUACAUUGCAAGGUACAAAUACAUAUCUUGUGGGAUUAGGACCACGGAAGGUGUUGAUUGACUGUGGGGAUGGACACCCGGAAUAUAUGCCAUUAUUAAUUGAGUCACUAUCCAAGAUUGAUAAAGAGGCAUAUAUUUCCGAUAUUCUCAUCAGUCACUGUCACAAGGAUCACUGGGGAGGGUUGAACGAGAUAAUGUCUUCUGUACUUAACAAGGAGAAUACAAUCAAAGUACACAAAUUUCCUCUUUUGGCAGAAAACCCAUUAUUUAAAUAUCUGGAACCCUUUCCGGAAAGCGUUGUUUUUAAUGAACUGCAAGACGAUCAAGUGAUUAGAGUAGACGAUGCAACACAUCUUAUCGUCCUUCAUACGCCCGGGCAUGCUAUGGAUCACUGUUCGUUUUAUUUAAAAGAAGAACACGCUAUGUUUACAGCAGAUUGUAUACUAGGACACGGAACAGUGACUUUUGAAGAUCUCUCGGAAUACAUUCAAAGUCUUUAUAGAAUUCAACAUUAUAGACCAGCACGACUCUACCCUGGACAUGGACAACAUGUCGAAAAUGGAACAGAGAAAGUAGAGGAAUAUAUCUCUAUACGAUUAGCCAAGGAGCGACAGAUCAUUGACUUGAUGAAAGAUGGCUCAGCAACACCGAUUGAGUUGGUUGAAAAGAUGAAUGCAGCUUUUAAAAAUUAUUCAGAAAACGUGAUGGCAAUCAUAGUUCGUACCGUGGGAUUACAUCUUAUUAAGCUCUAUCGUGAUGGGAAAGCAGAGAUGAUAAAUAAGGAAAAAUUUGAAGAAAAGACAGGAUUGGAUCCCUAUGACCCACAUAACGUCUUUUCAAUCGUCAAUCAAAAGUGGCAGUUGUGCAAUCAUAAUAGUAGUAAAUUGUAAUAAAAGGUCAUUAAAAUAUCUCUACACGCGUACGUUUAGCGCGCAU
Rhizopus microsporus ATCC 52813 is the source of this 1082-nucleotide messenger RNA. Its product is annotated as Metallo-hydrolase/oxidoreductase. The transcript has 2 exons. Bases 41 to 1036 code for a protein of 331 amino acids. Gene Ontology annotation, biological process: secondary metabolite biosynthetic process. Lineage: Eukaryota; Fungi; Mucoromycota; Mucoromycetes; Mucorales; Rhizopodaceae. The record is from RefSeq and is a predicted model, not a curated record.